Molecule: messenger RNA, 908 nt
Organism: Prunus avium (sweet cherry)
Lineage: Eukaryota; Viridiplantae; Streptophyta; Magnoliopsida; Rosales; Rosaceae
Gene: LLG1
Product: LORELEI-LIKE-GPI-ANCHORED PROTEIN 1
Source: RefSeq, a predicted model, not a curated record
AAAAAUCAAAUGGGAGGAGGAAAAAAAAAACCAAUUUCCGCGUAGCCUGCUGUACUCCAUUUUCAUCAACCACGACUGUUCCUAAAAGAAGAAGAAAUAUUGAACAAAUAAAAGAAAGGGAAACAGAAGGGGGAGGAAAAACUCUCUUUAGUCAACAAAGAGAGAUCUUUGAUCUCUAACUUGGCUUCUCUUUUUUCUCUCCAAGAACCCAGAAAGCAUGGUGUUGAAUCAAAGCUUUUGCUUCAGCUUUUCAAUUCUCUUCUUCUUCCUUUUGAUGGGUUUUCCUGCUUCUUCUUCUUCUUCUUCUCCUACUUUCAUUUCAGAUGGUAUCUUUGAAUCUCAGGCUUCAAUCGGCCGGAACCUACUGCAGGCCAAGAAAGGCUGUCCAGUGAACUUUGAGUUUUUGAACUACACUGUUAUCACAAGCCGAUGCAAAGGACCACAGUACCCUGCUGCCCAGUGUUGUGCUGCAUUCAAGGAAUUGGCUUGUCCUUAUACAGAUGUGCUGAAUGACUUGACAAAUGAAUGUGCUUCAAUUAUGUUCAGCUACAUUAACCUCUAUGGAAACUACCCACCGGGGCUUUUUGCCAAUGAGUGCCAUGACGGGAAGGAAGGUCUUCUAUGCCCUGCAUUACCACCAUCAACUUCGGCUGACGAUGUAAAUGGUGUUCAUACCACAUGCAAUCAAUCUCCAUUGCUAAUGCUCACAGCUGGUUUCGUAGUAUUGUUAUUUGGGUUAUUAUGAAUGUCAAGACCAUUUUCAGCCAUUUAGUAUAUUUAGACUUGUGAGGAAGUUACAAUUUUUUCAUUCAUCGGGUUUUCAUUCAUGUUUUACCACAAGUGCUAGAGCUAAUACCGUUGUAAUAAGAUACUUUCCAUUGAUUUCAAUGCAUCAUUUUGUGGUGGCA